Messenger RNA from Aegilops tauschii subsp. strangulata, 1233 nucleotides. RefSeq lists its product as uncharacterized. Lineage: Eukaryota; Viridiplantae; Streptophyta; Magnoliopsida; Poales; Poaceae. The record is from RefSeq and is a predicted model, not a curated record.
AUGGACGGCGAACGGCGGUGGGCCGACCUCCCCGGCGACCUCCUCGCGGCCGUGCACCUCAUAGCCGCAUCCGCGUACGACCGCGCGCGCUUCGCCGCAGUCUGCACACCGUGGCGCGCCGCCGCGGCCAGGCACCGGCCGCUGCCCGCGCUGCCGCUGCUGCUCCUGUCCACGGGCGACGGCAGGCGCGACCGGGAGGCGCGGGCGUACAGCCCGGAGGACGGCAGGGUGCUGCGCGUGCCGCUGCCGUGGUUCCCGUGGGGCAACCGUCUCGUCGGGUCCUUCGCCGGCGGCUGGAUCGCCACCGCGUCCGGCUCCGAACGGCUCCUCGUCGUGAACCUCUUCGCCGGCGCUCGGGCGCUCUCCGCGAGACAGAGUGCCGUCGUGUGCGCGUGCCCGAGAUCCGAUUGGGAGUGCGGUGAGGCAUACCAACAGCGGAUCACCACCGACCAGAUCUCCGUCCGGAAAAUCGUCUUCUCGGAGGACCCGUCCACCGGCGGCUGCAUCCUCGCCGCGAUGACAUCCUGGUGCAACAUCGCGCUCUGCAGGGUUGGCUGCCCGGACAGCGGGUGGACUACGCGAGGGUGCGGCACGAAUAGGUAUAGCUGUCUCGUGGACAUUGCUUUCUGCAACGGCGUGCUCUAUGGAUUUAGGUUCCAUGAAUUGCUCAGGUUUGAUAUAGGCGUGAACGAAGACGGCGCACCAGUGACCGCCUUAGUUCAUCGCCUAGACAUCAAUAUGAGCACCUUGCGCAUGUCAGAUGUGAGUUCCGACAUCAACUACAUCUUUGAACUUCGCGGCAAGCUGGCAAUAGCAGUGCGAGUCUGGCCGGCAGGCGGCAGCCAUAGAGCUCACUUUUACAGGGUUUUCGAGCUUCUGGACGAUGGCAGAACACCGUCGUCACACAGGUUUAGAUGGGCAGAGGUGAUGAGCUUGGGCGACCAAGCCUUGUUCUUAGGUCCAUCUUGUUGCAAGGCGGUGCAUGUGUCAACCGCGAACAGACGCGGCGGGGUGGAGGGAAACCGCAUCUACUACUCCCAGAAACACUCGUCUCUCCGCGAUAGCAUGGAGUGCUUGGCGAGGUUGGACAUCGGUAGUUGCACCGUGUUGUCUUGGGAAAGUGAAGGCGUGCAUCACUUGGAGAGGAUAAUAUCACAGGGAUACUUUUACCGCAAGGAGGAUGGCAUUAAUGGUUGUAAUAGUUCUGUGUGGCUUCUGCCUCCAGACUUUUAA